AAAGGCACUGUCCCCGAGAAACCGUCCCGCGCGCUCGCAUCGAUUACCGGCUCCCCUAUCGCAGCUAUGUGACGUCAAAUCAGCUGGGUGGAGGAGCUGCGAAGUGGGAGCCGGGAAUCGAGGCGAGUGCACGGGACGGUUUCUCGGGGACAGUGCCGAAAUAAAGAAGGCAGAGAGAGAGAGAGAAGCAAUGACAGCCUUGAGGAAGUACCCAAAGCUACCAGUGCACAUAGUGGAGGAACACAAUGAUGCUCUCCACCCUAUCCUCCGUGCUGUUGGAUCAAAACACCUUCCCUUCUCAAACAAUCUCCUUCUACAUUUUGAUUCCCAUCCAGACCUUCUGAUUCCCGCAGAUCUAAAAGCUUCAGAAGUCUUUGAUGUUCCUAACAUGCUAGAGAAACUGAGCAUUGAAAACUGGAUACUUGUAGCUGCCUUUACUGGUCAGAUAUCCACCAUCAUCUGGAUGAAGCCACCCUGGUCCAAUCAGAUAGAGGAUGGUCACUACAACUUCCUUAUUGGGAAGCAGAAAGGCACAGAUUGCAUUAGGGUCUCAUGUCCAGCCCUUUAUUUUGUCGGGGAAAUGCUGUACUGUAAACCAGAGGAACUAAGCAGCACCAAAAAGGUUAAUCUACAUGUCCACACAUUGGGCAUUAAAAUGAAUGAGGCCGUGGAACAAGAUUUGAUGCGGCUUAUCAACUCUCAUGAAAACCACUAUGUCUUAGAUGUGGACCUGGACUACUUCUCCACCAGGAACCCUUUUGUUUCUAUGCACAGCAAGGCAGACAUGUAUGAAAGGCUCAAGACACUCUAUCGCUUUGAGUACACCCAGACAGAAGAGACAGAGCUGGUCGAGGAACAUGUCAAGAGAAGAAGUGCUCAGAUUGAGACUCUACGCAAUAUAUUUUCCCACCUCCAGAAGCUUAAGGAGCCCACAAAGAUAGCAGCAGAGAUCAACAGUGUCAGUCAGCCCAUGCAGGACUCCAAGCAGAGGGAGUACCUCAGUGCCUUAAUCCUGGACCUACUGAAGGAGGAGCAUGGAGAGGAUGGGGAAUGUGGAGUGGACUGGGAGCUAGUGCACGAUGCUGGAUGCACCAUUGAUGACGACAUCCAUCAGCUGCCACACCAUGUGUCUUCCAAGGAGGAAAUCGACUCCCUCAUGGAAACAUUUAGUUCAUUAGUCACUCGUCUUCCUGAGCCCACACUGGUGACUGUAGCACGUUCCAGUGAGGACGACUACUGCCCACCGCAUCAAGUGGAUGGCAUACAGGAGGCACUCUGUGGUUUUCUUCGCAAGACAUAUGACAUAAACUGCUUGAAACACUAUCAAGAUUAAGCAGCGUCUGAUUCCCAGUUACAACAUGACUGAUGUAACAAUCUAAUUGAAAAUGUUCCAGGCUUCAAGCCAAAAAAGAUUGUUCCUCAAAGCUGUAACAUACAAAAAGCACCAGAAACGAAAUAAAACAGUAUUAUUAAACUUUAAUACAUACAUGAGAUAUAAAAGUAGUUUUGUUCAGAUGACUGACAUAAGGCACCUCUUGAUACUAUAGUUUGUGAAAAAAAUUUCCUUCAUAUAAAGUAAUAGCAAACAUCACUUUAAGAAAGCACUCUUCUUCCAGCACUGGUGAUAUUUACAACUGCCAUAAUAACAAAAUAAAAAUAUAAGGAAAUUUAACAAACACCAAAAUUCAUGAAAACAUUCAAUUUUCACUCACAUUUAUACAAUACAAGGUAUUUCUAAAGUGGUAUUUCAUAUUUAUAUAUCAAGCUAACCUUAAAGCAAAACUGACAUCAAGCAUCUACACACACACACACACACACACACACACACACACACACACACACACACACACACACACACACACACACACACACACACACACACACACACACUACCUCAAAUCACAGGACAGAGCACCAAGCUUCACUAGGCUGGAUGGGAUAUCCUGUGCACCAAAUCUGCCACUUAUCCAGCAAGAACAGCAGCAGAGGUGUUAUGAUUUUAAUUGAAUGUUUUUUGCUGGCUGCUCCCACCUGGAAGAAAUCAAUGUUGGUUAUUCAAGAUAAUGCAGCUAUCAGUACAAAGUCAUGAAAGUUACCUAGACCUCAAAACACUUAAUAGCUUCUCCCUUGUAAACCUGGUGAUGCUUCCCUUGCAGUACAUGUAAUGUAUCCAUAUUGAAAAAUAAUAAAGUUUGAAUGUGA
Molecule: messenger RNA, 2202 nt
Organism: Portunus trituberculatus (swimming crab)
Lineage: Eukaryota; Metazoa; Arthropoda; Malacostraca; Decapoda; Portunidae
Gene: MESR6
Product: UPF0489 protein C5orf22 homolog
Exons: 2
Coding region: 191-1333 (380 amino acids)
Source: RefSeq, a predicted model, not a curated record